UUCAGGCAGUUUUUAAUACUUUCCCCCGUUUCUUGUAAUCGCACCCCCAUCGAUGUUUGGUCUAUUUUGAAUAGCUCCUCGAACUCCUCGAGAAAUCUUACGGAAAUGACGCGAUGUUUCUGAAUGCAACGUGCAGGCGGCGGCUCCUUUUUGAUGUAGAGAACUCUGCUUUUUGCUCAUCUCUCACUUCGUUUCAUUCCGUUUUUUUGGAGGGGCGGGGGGAAUUUUUGACGUCGUUUAACUUCUUUAAAAAAAUCUUUCAGCAUGUUCACACGGGGUGAACAUGCUAACAUGUAGUGACUUUCAAGCAAAAUGACGUCGAAAAGGCGUAUGGGGCCAGAGGAGGACAUCUGGUGGGAAUCCUCAACCUCACCUGGGAAAAGGAAGAGGAAAAAGGAGUCAAAGAAGAGCAAAAACGCACCAAAAAGCAAAGGCAGCAUCCCGGCAAAGGCAGAACAUCGUGGCGAGAAGGAAGAGAAAAAGGACACCAAGCAGAGAAAGAAGAAGAAGAAGAAGAAGUGUGUUGAUUUCAACACACUGAUUGGAGACACCCACCACACAAGCCAAAGAAAAAGGAAAGUGGGCUUUGAUUUAUCAUCCAGCUACAUCCUCGUUAAAGACCCAGACUUUGCGUCUUUCAGCCCAAAGGUGAAUGACAGCCUGCACCAUCAGCGUCCAUUGCAAGAAGACGACUCUCAAUGGGAGGACAUCAACAGCCAGGACUUGUUCAUCACCCAGAAGAUAUUCAGAGCCUCCCCCUCCGACUCCGAGGACACGUCCACACCGGCUAUGACGACACAGCACGCAGAAACAUGGCGGCACUCUCUGAAUCCCAGGAAGAAGAAGUGGCCUCCGAAGAAAGGGAAGGCGGGAGCACAAAACAGGAAUUGUUCCUUUCGCACAGACGGAGACUUCCACGCAAGUCUCGCCUCACGUUCCGGUGAGGUAGCAGAUGCGUCCCCACGGGUGGCCGAGCACUCCAAGUGUGCGAAUGCCUGGCAGACGUCCCUCAAAGAAACAGCAAGCACGUCCACGCAGACGCAGAACUUCUUCACCGCUCCUCCACUGUCCUCCUACGCCUGCUUCUCCCACAGGACCAGACCGGCCGGCCCGGAAGACGUCAAGCCUCUUGACCUCAGCUUGCCGCAUCGAGCCAGGAGAGGCCUCGGUGGCUGUUUGGCAAGAAGUGAUGCCACCGAGGAGGACACGCCAUCACCUGGACCUGGAGAGGAGCGUGCACCUUCAAGGAAAGACCUGGAAGUGAAGACAGAAGCUGCUGGAGAGGAAAAAAGAGGAAAAGGCGACACCAUGCCGAGUCCUCCGUCUGAGUCAGAGAGCAAGUCUACCUCCAGCGACUGCAACCCGGCGCCCUGCCGCAGCACAAAGGUGGACCUUAACCAGGUGAGACCCGUGCAGAUGAGACUGAACGAGUCAUUUUUCUUCAAGACCAAAGGGUACGGAUGUUCACCCCGACCCGAGUCACCGCUCGUGAAACUUACGGACGGCAGAGCCAGCCAGCGAGACAAGAAAGGCAAGAAAGGACGCUGACAAGUUGUUUUUUUCUCAUUUUCCGACCCGGACCGAGAUGUUGCUGGAGUGGAGUCAUGGUGGCUUGCACGCGUUGACAGACGGCAUUCACUUCCAACGCAUGGAUGGGCGAUGGUGACACGUUGACGUUCAGCUCACACCUUGGCGCUUGACGUCGUCUUUGCUUUGUUGACAGGAUAUGACGUCUUUACUGAAUUAUUUUGGCACAUGUUAUGAUAUUCAGCGUGCUUUUAUUCAAUUUGGAUGUUUUAUUGUCAUGGCACACAGCGUGCGACAAAACUUCUGUUUCUCCAAAUGUUCAGAGCCAUAAGCCUAAAAUGUGAGCAGCAACACAAAGAUCAAUAACACAAUUAUACACUGUAGUAAUCAUGAAAUCAUUCAUAUGAAGAAUUAUUACAGAAUAACUAGUAGUAUGUUAAAACAAACACUUCGGUAUGUAGAAACUAUAAUUAUUCGUAAAAUAAUCCUUACAAAUGUCUUAAAA
This is a messenger RNA of Dunckerocampus dactyliophorus (ringed pipefish), 2032 nucleotides long. RefSeq lists its product as uncharacterized. The record is from RefSeq and is a predicted model, not a curated record. The transcript is spliced from 3 exons. Lineage: Eukaryota; Metazoa; Chordata; Actinopteri; Syngnathiformes; Syngnathidae. Bases 313 to 1548 code for a protein of 411 amino acids.